Vespa mandarinia (Asian giant hornet) is the source of this 2588-nucleotide messenger RNA. RefSeq names its product vacuolar protein sorting-associated protein 28 homolog. Gene Ontology annotation, molecular function: protein-containing complex binding. The record is from RefSeq and is a predicted model, not a curated record. Gene Ontology annotation, cellular component: ESCRT I complex. NCBI's taxonomy places the organism in Eukaryota, Metazoa, Arthropoda, Insecta, Hymenoptera, Vespidae. Gene Ontology annotation, biological process: protein transport to vacuole involved in ubiquitin-dependent protein catabolic process via the multivesicular body sorting pathway.
GUGUAUUGUGUCAUUUUUAUUCUGUUUGUUUUAAUUUUUAAUGUAUAAAAAUUUGUAUAUAUAUAUAUAUUAUUUUCAAAUUAUAUAUUUUAUACUUCAAUGUUAAGUUCCGAUGAUACAGAAAUUGAAAAUAUUCCACAAAAUGAGAGAUACAGGAGAAAACCAAAAUACGUGAAGAGGUUAAAUUUUGGUCAAUCUAUUAUAAAUUUAAAUACAAUAGAUAGAUUAAAGAAACCUGAUGGUAAUAAAUUUAUAAUUGACGAAAAUGUGGCAAGAAUACCUGGUACAGAAAAAGAAGAUUUUGUACGCAAGUGGAUUGAAAUUCAUAACAACAAUGACGAUUUAUCCAGUAAAGAAUCUAAUCAAUCAUCACCUGUAUUGGGUACAGCUAUAUCAAAACAAGCACAAACAUCUCCUAUUUUUGGUGUUUGCAAAAACCAUAAUAAUGUAAGAUCAAAAUCAGAUUAUAAUCUUAUAAAAAGUGAAAUAUGUAAACAGCUAGAAACAUCACCAAUUCUUGGUAGCUUAAAACGAAAGAAUAGAAAGAGGUUAAAUUUUUCUGGUAAAAAGAAAGAAAUCGAGUUGGACAUAGAUGAUUAUGUUAACAUAAAAAAAAAUCUUUUUGUAAACAAUUCUGAAUAUAAUAGUUCACAAAAUGUAAAGAUGGACAGAUCUCCUAUAUUAGUUAGAGAUGCAUACUAUUACAAAAGAAGACGUAGAAGAUGUAUUACUGAAAACAAUCCGAUGCAUAAAUUAAAUAAUACUAUCGUUGAGACAAGUGAUUGUGGCAAUAGAAAUAUAAACUUAUUAUCUUCUAAUACAUCAUCAAAUGUUAAUUCUUUAAGUCCUGAAAUUUUUAUAUCUGCUGCAAAACAGAGAAAAAUAGAUUGUGGUAAAAAUGAUGGAGGUAAAGAAAUAUGUAUAUCAAAGAACAUGAUUAUUCCUAUUUUCUCAUACUCUUCUAUGAUAAAGGAUAAUGCAAUUAUAAACAAUAGUUCUAUAGAUAAGAAUACUCCAGUGAUUGAGUCAGUAUCUAGCGAUGAUAGUAAUAUAACAGAACACAAGGAGAUUACAGAUUUAAAUAGUAAUAAUGAUGAAAUAAUAAAUAAUAUGAUAGAAGAUAUAGAUAAUGAGGAUGCAAUUUCUUUGACAAAAAACUCUAUUCCUGGAUCUAAUAUUAUAUCCAAAAGUCUAUGUAAGGUUAUAGAUAAAUGGUCCGUUGUAUCUCCUGAAGAUUCAGAUAAGACAUUUUAUUCUGAAGUAGAAAUCUAUAAGAAUAAACUUCCCCAUAAAAUCGCAAAUGAAUGGACUAUAGAAUCUUUUAAAGAUUCAGAUGAAAUAUUGUUGUCUAAAGUAGAAUCCAUGAAAUCUGCGUCAUCUAUAUUUCAAAAUGGUCAUUCAUUGGACAAAAUAUCACAAGUAACAACCUUUUCUAAUGAAAGCAUAGAUAGUAGACUAAGUCAAACAAAUUUUGUUAUAAGUACUGCUACAUCUCCAGUAAGAACGAAUAGCUGGCCUGCUAUGUCUUUACAAAUAUUAGACUCUUGUAAGAAAAAGCGCAGAAUCAAAAAGAACAGUUUAGCAGCAAAAUUGCAAUCAUUGGUAAAUAGACAAACAUCAUUUGUUCGUAUGUGGCAGCAUCAAAUGAAGCAAGUAGAUAUAGAUGGUACGUCUAUGCCACACGUGGUCGUAUAUGUAGAUAAAUGUACAGUGCAUUUGUACAGACAAUUUUUAGAAGGAAUUGUCUUGAACGAUUCUUUUAAUCUAUUAAAUAACAAUGAAAAUCAUAGAAAAUCUAAUUUAUCUGAAUCAUCAAGUGAAAAAAUAUCAUAUAAAAUGAUUACUAUGAUUAUUAUACCUGAUAUCGUAGGCACAAUAAUGUCGGUUGCUCAAGAUCGUCCAGAAUUAUAUGAAGAAGUGAAGCUAUACAAAAAUGCCAGGGAAAGAGAAAAGCAUGACAAUCAAGCUGAUCUUUAUGCGGUGGUCAAUACUUUGCAACAUUUAGAAAAGGCUUAUAUCAGAGAUUGUGUCACACCAAAGGAGUAUACAGCAGCAUGCAGUAAAUUGUUAGUUCAAUACAGGGCAGCAUUUAAGCAGGUUCAAAGCGACCAGUUUCCUACAAUAGAUACAUUUGCAAGAGCUUUUCGUUUGGAUUGUCCAGCAGCUCUGGAAAGGAUUAAAGAAGAUAGACCAAUUACGAUCAAAGAUGACAAAGGAAAUACUUCUAAGUGUAUCGCAGAUAUUGUUUCAUUAUUCAUUACCUUGAUGGACAAACUUCGAUUAGAAAUCAAAGCUAUGGAUCAAUUACAUCCAGAUUUGAGAGAUUUAAUGGAUACAAUGAAUCGUCUUAGUAUAUUACCCAGCGAUUUUAAUGGAAAAGAAAAGGUUGCAGAAUGGUUACAAACAUUGAAUAAUAUGUCUGCUUCAGAUGAACUGUCAGAUACACAAGUGAGACAACUUAUUUUUGAUCUUGAAACAUCUUAUAAUGCUUUCAACAAAAUAUUACAUAAUUCUUAACUUUGGAUAUUCAACAUAUUAACUGUUCAGACACAUUAUUUUUAUUAAUGCAGUGAUAUUCGUUCCAAUUA